This is a messenger RNA of Dictyostelium discoideum AX4, 1260 nucleotides long. RefSeq lists its product as hypothetical. The record is from RefSeq and is a predicted model, not a curated record. Gene Ontology annotation, molecular function: protein serine kinase activity; ATP binding; protein serine/threonine kinase activity. Lineage: Eukaryota; Evosea; Eumycetozoa; Dictyosteliales; Dictyosteliaceae. Bases 1 to 1260 code for a protein of 419 amino acids. The transcript is spliced from 2 exons.
AUGGAACCAAUUUUAAUUCCUUCACAACAUAAUAGAUUAGUUAUUCCAAGUGAACCAAAUGAAGAAGAAUUUAAUUAUAUAGCAGAUGGAUAUAAAGGUAAAUUAAAUAUUGAUUCCUAUGAUAUUAUUUCAACCAUUGGUAGUGGAUCAUAUGGUGAAGUUUGUAUAGUAAGAGAAAAAUCCACAAAACAAGUUUAUGCAAUGAAAAAAAUAUAUUAUACAGAAGUUAGUGAUACAGAAUUAGUUAAAAAAAGAGCAUUAAGAGAAAGAGAUGCUAUGGUAAUUUGUAAUAAUAAAAAUAAUAAAAGAGCACCAAAAUUAUAUUGUUCAUUUAUUGAUGAUAAUGAAGGAGUAUUCUAUUAUGUAAUGGAGUUUAUUGCAGGUGGUGAUUUCAAUUCAUAUUGUUAUAAACGUUUAGUUGAUGGUAAAAAAUUUACAGAAGAAGAAAUUAAAUUCUAUAUAGCAGAGUUGGUAUUAUGUUUAGAAGCUUUUCAUUCAUAUGGUUUACUUCAUCGUGAUGUUAAACCAGAGAAUUUAAUGAUAAAUAAAGAUGGUCAUUUGGUUUUAGGUGAUUUUGGUAGUUCGAAAUUAGCAAAUAAUAGUGGUGGUGGUGGUGGUAAUUUUGGUAAUACAUUAACAGUGCCAAUGUCAACAUCAUAUUCAACAUCACCAUCGUCAUCAAUUUCAUCAUCAUUAUUGGGUGGUAGUGGCGGAUUUACACCAUCACAUUGGAAUGGAAUGGCUGGAAGUGCAGGUUCAUCAUUUGGUUCUUCAUCUUUGGGUAGAUCAUUCGAUAAUACACCACCAAAUUUCAAUUCAUUCCUAAGAAAUCCUCAUAGUUCCUAUACUUCCUAUAUUGGUACUCCACAAUAUAUGGCAGUUGAGGUGGUUCAAGGUGUAAAUUAUUCAAAACUUUGUGAUUUUUGGUCAUUGGGUGCUAUCCUUUUCGAAUUGGUAACUGGUCAAGCUUUAUUUGUUGAAUCACCAGAUACAACCGAACAAAAGAUUAGAGAAAACAUUGGUAAUUGGAGAGGUCUUUUAAAUACUGCAGUACAAAAGAAUCAACCAAUGUCAAAACAAGCUGAAUCUUUAAUUAGAGAAUGUAUUGCUCCAGAACGUAAACGUCCUGAUGCUUCAACCAUUAAAAAACAUCCAUUCUUUGAAGGUAUUAAUUGGGAAGAAAUGGCAAAUUUCAAUGUUGAACCACCUUUUAAACCAACUUUAUCAAGUGAUGAUGAUAUUUCUUAUUUUACAAAUUAA